AACAAAUAAACAUUGAUUUUUUCUUCAAAAUUAAUAAAUCAAGCAAUAAUGACUCAAAUACAAUUCCUCAUUGUCCUUUUACUACAAAUCCCAUUAAACCAAGCUACAAAAGUCCAAAAUGUCCUCAUGACCGAAGUUUUUGCCAUAAUCCUGGAUCCUCCAAUGUUCAACUGGACCUAUGAAGGUAGACGGGAUCAGUUUACUUAUGAAGCAUCUUUAGCCGACUCUCCAGACUUGCCUUCUUGGGUGCAUUAUGUUUACAGCGACAGACACCGUGCUGGGUUUUUGUACGGGGUUCCUCCCAGUCACAGUAAGACUGUUAUUCCAUUGGAUAUUGUUGCGUUGAAUAAGAAGAGCUAUGAAACUAGGGUUGAAAACGUGCAAAUUAUAAUCCAAGAAAAGCUAAACACGGCAAGAUACGAAGUCCACAUGAAAAUCGACAACCUAAACGUGGCCGAUAUGUUUGACGUUGACCGUAUGGACGCUUUGAAAGACAUCUUCAAGGGACUUUUAUGGAAGGAUUCAGAAGACGAUUUAUAUGUGACGUUUCUUGAAAGUGCCAUCGAAAUGGGAGCUAGAAAGCCUGUAAAUCCUAAAGAAGGAGAAGGUGUAGUACUAAGAUUGGGCAGUGAAGUGAUGUUUUCCUCAGAACUACUAGAACUCCAAGAAGAGGUUCGUCCAUUGUACAAAAUGCAAUCAUGCCCGAGAGAUUUUAAACGCACAUCUGUAGAAAGGUUUUUCAGGGAUGCCGGAUUUGCUUUAGACUGGUGCUCAUUCAAAUUAAUUCAAAAAGAUACCAACAACAAUUCGGACAUGCAUAAAUCCAAUGAAAAAAUCAACUCUGAAGAAUUGACAGACAAAUGGCAACCGUCGUUUAGUAGGGCAGAUAUUCCUGUGAGGUCUUAUAAAAGGGAAUUGGUUAUGGCUAUAUCGUUGCCUAUGAUUAUUAUGACUGUUUUGAUAUUAGCUUUGACUUUCAUUUUGUGCUUGGAACAUGACGACAUAUUUGAUGAAAUUCAAAACAAAUUAGAUUUGAACAAGUGUGCAGAAGAACUUGCCAAUUUGAAUCCAAACUAUUUGUCAAUGCUAGAAGAUUGUGGUAAUUUAGAAGAUAUUGUUUUGAUUGAAAACGAAAUAGAACUAUUACAGAAUGAAAACAAGGAUUUGGAUAUGUUAAUCAAGAUUUAUGAAAACGUUGACAGUAAUAUUUCCUUAGAGCUAACAAACAGAACACGCGAAGAAAUCAAAACAAAAGUUGAAUGCAAAAACUUACAAGAAAUUUGUGAAAAUUUGUGUUCAAAUUUAGAAGAAAGCAAUACAAUUUUAAAACAAUCUUUGGAAAAAUAUGAUCCAGAAGCCCAUUUGAUAAACUUUGUAAACGCAAAACACUAUUACGAAAACAUCGAAAAUUUAGAAUCAUGCCUAUUGCCAAUCCUGAAAACAAACAAAACCAUAUUAGAAAACCCUGAUGACCAAACUUCUAAAGAAUUAGAAACUUGCAGGAGAAGAAUUUUGCACAGUCAUCAAAUAUUUAUCAGCAACAAAAUGGAAAUUGAAAAACUAAAAGGAAUUUUUGAGUUUUUAGAUAAAACUAAUAUAGAUGAAAGUGGCAGUUGGACUUCAUGUGCUACUUAUUUUGAAGCCAAAGAGCUUUACUGUAAAAGACAAUGUGAAGUAUUGAGUACCAUCGCAAGCAAAAUUGCUGAUCAGCAUAUUAAUCAAACCAAAAUAUAUUAUUUGGAACAGGAACUUCAAGAAUUUCAGCAAAAAUCCGAAAGCAUUUCAAAAUUAUUAGAAAACGUCAACAAGUGUUUGUCCUAUUAUGCUGUUACAAACUGUUUGCUGCUGAUAGAAAAACAAGAUGUUGCAAACAUGACGAAUUUUCAUCAAAAAAUCAUCUCUUAUAUUAAUGAAGAUUUACAUAAGUGCUCCAAAAGAACUGAACAAAUGAACAAUAUAAUUGCAGAUUAUAAUUCAAGUUUAGCUUCAAGAAAAGGAAAUCUUAUAUCACUAUUUGCAAAAGCUUUAAAUUGUGAUAAAAAUGACUUACAAUCAAUUGCAACUGCUUUAAGCAAAUUUAAAAGGGAAUUAAACAUUUUGGAAGGACAAGUUUUUCGUGAGGACUUUCAGAAAAAGCAAAAACAAAUUGACAAAAUAAAUGAAGACAUUAGAAUCCUUCAAAAAUUCCUUAUAUCCGGACCUACAAACAGAAUAGUGGUGGUACCGAUGGAACUGCAAAAAAUCUGGCUGCUAAUUGAAGAACAUUUGAAAAAAGAAAGCGAAAGUGUCAGUCAGGCUGUUCAGAGUCCGCAAAUUGCAAGGAAAUCGAUGACAAAAGCUCAAAAAUACCAGAAGAAACUUUGGAUUAGUUUUCUUACUGACACUUCCAAGGUGGAGUCUAUUUUGAAACAAGCCGAAGAGGAGUUCGAGAACAGGAUGAAACAAUAUUUUUAGCUUAUAACUAUGUUACAUUUAAAUGAUCAAAUAAAAGUCGCAUUAA
This is a messenger RNA of Ceutorhynchus assimilis (cabbage seed weevil), 2500 nucleotides long. NCBI's taxonomy places the organism in Eukaryota, Metazoa, Arthropoda, Insecta, Coleoptera, Curculionidae. The record is from the annotation of a GenBank genome assembly.